ACAGUGUGAGCUUAUCAAUCUAAAAGAAUGUAAUGCUGAAGUCUCUUUUCAGAGAGAGAGAGAGAGUGCUUGUGAGUUUGAUAGAGAAAAUGGGGUGAACUAGGAAGAUAUGCAGCUGGGGGGUUAGUAUCACGGUGCUGCUGAUCACAGCCCCGUUAUUUUACUGGGUUUCAUUCGUUUGAUUUGAAGGUUAUUGAAGUGAGGAGUUCCAUUUGCACUUGAUCAAGAAGAUCCAUUUGCACAAACAACAAACAGGUAUAAGUGACAUAUGAAGUGAAGAUCUUGAAGGGUCCUUUGGAGCAAUAUUGAGUAGCUAGAAUAACUUAAAUUAUUAUUCUGGCCUGGAUCCACUACUUGGGUUUUUAUUACUGGUACAAGGACCAGGCUUUUGCAAAGUCCAAGCCAGUUGCUUUAUUGUUCUUGGCUGGAGUCAUGGCAACACUAUUACAUUCCGAGUCCAGAAGAUUAUAUUCUUGGUGGUGGGACAGCCACAUUAGCCCAAAGAAUUCGAAAUGGCUUCAAGAAAAUCUCACAGAUAUGGAUGCCAAAGUCAAAGCAAUGAUCAAGGUCAUUGAAGAAGAUGCCGAUUCUUUUGCAAGGAGGGCAGAAAUGUACUAUAAGAAGCGUCCUGAACUGAUGAAACUGGUGGAGGAAUUCUACAGAGCUUACCGUGCAUUAGCAGAGAGAUAUGAUCAUGCAACCGUGGAGCUCCGCCAGGCUCAUCGAACAAUGGCAGAAGCAUUUCCCAACCAAGUACCAUAUGUACUGGUUGAUGAUUCACCUUCAGGAUCUUCUGGCCCCGAGGGUGAGCCGCAUUCUCUAGAAAUGCCACAUCCCAUUCGUGCAUUUCUUGACCCAGAUGACUUGCGUAUGGAUUCAUUGGGACUCUCUAUUAACAAAACAGGUUUAAAGCAGCUCAAUGAGUUGUUUGGCUCACGAGAUGCAGUAUCUCAAGUUUCAAAAGUUGCAGAUGGAAAAUUGAAAAAAUGCCUGAAGAUUCAUGAAGCAGCAGAGGUUGACACCGGAAAGCAAGCUGAAACUGAAGUUCAAAUCAUAAAGAAAGCUCUUUCAGAGAUUCAAACUGAGAAGGAAGCUGUUCUUCUUCAAUACCAGCAGAGCUUGCAGAAGUUAUCCAGCUUGGAGAGAGAACUAAAUGAUUUCAGAGGGAUUGAUGAAAGAGCAGGCAAAGCAGAAAUUGAAAUUAAGAUCCUGAAGGAAACCCUUGUUAAAUUAGAAGCUGAAAGGGAUGCUGGUCUUCUACAGUACAACAAAUGCUUGGAAAGAAUAUCUGCUUUAGAGAAUGUGAUCUCUAAAAUGGAAGAGGACGCAAAAGCUCUCAAUGAACGAGCUAUUAAAGCUGAAAUAGAAGCUCAAAAUCUCAAGCAAGAACUUUCAGGAUUAGAGGCUGAAAAGGAAGCUAGUCUUCUUCAGUACAACCAAUGUCUUGAACUGAUAUCCAAUUUGCAGAAGAAAAUCUUGAUUGCGGAGGAAAAUGCUAGAAUGCUCAAUGCAUUAACCGAAACAGCAGAAACUGAAGCUAAAGCAUUGAAGGAGGCCCUCGCUAAAUUGAGCGAAGAGAAAGAAGCUGCAGAACUUCAGUAUGAGCUGUGUUUGGAGAAAAUAGCUAUGAUGGAGAGUGAAGUUUCUCAUGCUCAGGAGGACGUCAAUCGACUAAACAGUGAAAUUCUGUCAGGGACUGCGAAAUUGAAAACCGUAGAAGAACAGUGUUUCCUGUUACAGAGAUCAAAUCAAUCUCUGCAGUCAGAGGCAGAUACUCUAGUACAGAAGAUAGAAACAAAGGAUCAAGAACUUUCAGAGAAGGUAAAUGAGUUGGAGAAGCUUCAGGCUUCGCUGCAAGAUGAGCAGUCACAGUUUCUUCAAGUUGAAGCCACUUUGCACUCAUUGCAGAAAUUGCACUCUCAAUCUCAAGAGGAGCAGAGAGCUUUGGCAAUUGAGCUUCAGAAUCACUUCCAAAUGUUGAAGGAUUUAGAGAUAUCCAACCAUGAUCUGCAGGAGAACCUUCAACAGGUUAAGGAAGAGAACCAGAACCUCCAUGAAUUGAACAGUAAUUCCGUUAUUUCAAUAACAGAUUUGAAAAAUGAAAUUAGCUUGAAGGAAAUGAAAGAGAAACUUGAAGAGGAUGUUUCCCUACAAGCUGCACAGAGCAAUUCCCUACAGCAAGAGAUUUUCCAUUUGAAGGAGGAAAUUGAGGGCUUGAGUACAAGAUAUUGGAUUUUAAUGGAGCAAGUGGACUCGGUAGGUUUAAAUCCAGAGUGCCUUGGCUCAUCUGUGAAGAACUUGCAAGAUGAAAACUUGAAACUAAAAGAGGUCUGCAAAAAGGACACAGAAGAAAAGGAAGUUCUCCAUGAAAAGUUGAGCACAAUGAAUAACAUUAAGGAGAACAAUGUUGCACUGGAGAGGUCCCUCUCAGAUUUGAAUCGCAUGCUGGAAGGGUCAAGAGAGAAGGUUAAAGAGUUGCAGGAGUCCUCCCAGUUUCUUCAGGGAGAAAAAUCCAGUCUUGUUGCUGAAAAAUCCAUCCUGCUUUCUCAGUUACAGAUGAUGACAGAGAAUUUGCAGAAGCUCUCGGAGAAAAAUGCCUUGCUGGAGAAUUCUCUCUCUGGUGCAACUAUUGAGCUCGAAGGUCUGAGGACAAGGUCAAGAAGCUUAGAAGAAUUCUGCCAGACGCUAAAAAAUGAGAAAUCCAAUCUUGAAGAUGAAAGAAGCUCCCUGGUCUUACAGCUGAAAAAUGUUGAAGAGAGACUGGGAAACCUAGAAAGGAGAUUUACAAGAUUAGAAGAAAAAUACACUGAUCUGGAGAAGGAAAAUGAUUCUACACAUUCUCAAGUAAAGGACAUGUGGGGUUUUCUUGGUGUAGAAAAACAAGAGCGCUCAUGUUAUAUACAGUCAAGUGAAUCUCGACUUGCAGAUCUGGAAAGCCAGGUCCAUCAACUACAUGAAGAAAGUAGGUCGAGCAAGAAAGAAUUCGAAGAAGAACUGGAUAAAGCUGUAAAUGCUCAGGUUGAAAUCUUCAUCUUGCAGAAGUUUAUUAAAGAUUUAGAAGAGAAGAAUUUGUCCCUGUUGAUUGACUGUCAGAAACAUGUCGAAGCAUCCAAAUUCUCAGAUAAACUGAUAUCAGAAUUAGAGACUGAAAAUCUUGAGCAGCAGGCUGAAGUAGAAUUCUUGUUAGAUGAAAUUGAAAAGCUUAGAAUGGGUGUUCGUCAAGUUUUGAGGGCUCUUCAAUUUGAUCCAGUUAAUGAGCAUGAAGAUGGGAGUCUUGCAUGUAUUUUGGACAAUAUCGGUGACCUAAAAAGUUUGCUCCUUUUAAAGGAGGAUGAGAAACAGCAGUUGGUGGUCGAGAAUUUGGUGUUGUUAACUUUACUCGAACAACUGAGAUUAGAUGGUGUUGAGCUUGAGACAGAGAAAAGCAUCAUAGAGCAGGAGUUCAAGAUAAUGGUAGAGCAACAUACUAUGCUGGAAAAAAGUAACCACGAACUGCUAGAGAUGAACAGGCAAUUGAGAUUGGAAGUGAGCAAAGGAGAGCAGCAGGAUGAGGAAUUGAAAGCUCAACUUGAAACCCAGCAUUUGAAUCUGGCGAGUUUGCAGGGUUCGUCCGUGCAAUUGAAAGAAGAAAAUCUGAAGGUGCUUGGAGAAAACAGGUCUUUGCUUCGGAAAGUUUUGGACCUCAAAGAGGAAAUGCAUGUACUUGAAGAGGAAAACAGUAGCAUUCUCCAGGAAGCUGUAACUGUCAGUAACCUCUCAUCGGUGUUUGAGAGCUUUGCGGCAGAGAAAGUUGAGGAACUCGAAUCCCUUUCUGAAGAUAUCAGCUUUCUAAACUUGAUGAACAGUGAUCUCAAGCAGAAGGUUGAAAUGUUGGGGGAUAAACUGUUAUCAAAAGAAUCAGAAAAUCUACAUCUUGAUAAAAGAAUUGAAGAGUUGCAGCAGGAACUGCAGGAAGAAAAAGACUUAACAGAUCAAUUAAACUGUCAAAUUGUAAUUGAAAAAGAUUUUCUUCGAGAGAAAGCAACGGAGCUUUUCCUAGCGGAACAAAAUAUCACAGCUACCAACAACUUAAAUGCAGAAUUUCACACCACUAUUGAGGAGCUUAAGAGGCAAUGUGAAGCAUCAAAAGUUGCAAGAGAGAACAUAGAUAAGCGGAUUCUUGAACUGUCCCAAGUUUGCACAGAUCAGAAAAUAGAGAUUGAAUGCCUUAGUGAAGCAAAAGACGAUCUGGAGUCAGAAAUGGCUACAUUGCUCAAGGAAAUCAAGGAAAGACAGACUAGGGAAGAGAACUUGAGUUUGGAGCUGCAAGAAAGAAGCAACGAGACUGAACUCUGGGAAGCUGAGGCUUCGUCAUUCUUCUUUGAUCUUCAAAUAUCUUCUAUCCACGAAGUUCUGCUUCAAAACAAGGUUCGUGAGCUGACUGUAGUUUGUGGGAGUCUUGAAGAAGAAAAUGGUAAAAAAGAUAUUGAGAUUGAAAAAAUGAAAGAAAGGUUUGGCAAACUGGAAAGCGAAAUUCAAAGAAUGAAGGCUCAUUUGUCUGCAUAUGUUCCGGUCAUAACUUCACUGAGAGAGAAUAUAGAAUAUCUUGAGCACAAUGUGCUUCUUCAGACAAGUCGAGGACAAAAGGGAGUAGAAAUGACUAGUCAACAUCAUGAAAAGAGUCCUGAAGAACUCAUAAAUGAUGAAAGCGUUGCAGUAACAGAUGGAAUUUCAGAUUUGCUGAAGAUGAAGUCUAGAAUUAACGCAGUGGGUGAGGCAGUGGUUAAAGAAAUGGAUAGGCUUGCAGCUGAAAAGGCAAUGUUGAAAGAAAUGGAUAGGCUUAAAAUGCAGGAAAUGGGGAACACUGAGGAGCCCUUAAUGAAAGGGGCUGAACAUUUAGAGAUGAGAGGCCGAUCAGCUGCAGAAAAGGAUGUCCAGAAGGAUGAGAUGGAACUUGCAAAUAAGCCCACUGAUGCAGCUAAGCCACAGAACAACAAAUCUGAAAUUUCUGAAGUGAGGAAUGAGAUUUUGAUGAAAGAUAUCCCACUUGAUCAGGUCUCGGAAUGUUCAUUAUACAGGAGAAGCAAGAGAGAGCAUGCUGGGAAAGAUGAUCGGAUGCUUGAAUUAUGGGAAUCUGCUGAGCAAGACUGCCUUGAUCCGCUUGCUGACAAACAGAAGCCGACAGCCCCUAUUGAGAAUGUUGCUGCAUGUUGUCAGUUCAAAAAUGCCAAACGGAAGAGUCAGGAUCCCUCUUUGGAAUUGCAGAUUGAGAAGGAAGUGGGCAUUGACAAGCUUGAGGUAUCAACAAGCAUCACUAGAGAACCCAAUCAAGAAGGAAACAGAGGAAAGAUCUUGGAGAGGCUUGCUUCUGAUGCUCAGAAAUUAAUUUCGCUUCAAAUAACAGUGCAAGAUUUGAAAACGAAAAUGGAGUUGAGGAAGAGAGGCAAGAGGGCCAAUGAUCUUGAAUUUGAAAGAGUGAAAAGACAGUUACAAGAAGUUGAGGAGGCUGUUCUGCAGUUGGUUGAUACUAAUGAUCAGCUGACCAAGGAUGUUGAAGAGAGUCCCCCAUAUUUGGAGGGGAACACUUCAGUAGAGAUGGAAGAGACAGGCACCAUGCACAGAAAAAGAGUGGCAGAACAAGCACGGAAAAGGUCUGAAAAGAUCGGAAGGUUACAGUUUGAGGUGCAGAGUAUCCAUUACAUUCUGCUAAAACUGGAGGAUGAAAAGAAAAGCAAAAGUAAGCACAAAUUUUCUGGAAGUAAAACAGGCAUCCUCUUGAGAGACUUCAUAUACAGCGGUGGCAGGAGAAGCAGCAGAAGGCAGAAGAAGGGUUGCUUUUGUGGGUGUGCAAGACCUUCAUCUAAUGAAGACUGAGGUAACCACUUUAAGUAAAGAUCGUUGUUAUUUCUAGCUACAGUUCUUGAAGUAUUCCAGAUUUUCGUGUAUUUUAAGAGAUUAAGUUAGACCGAAGCUAUUCAUGUUAGCUUAGUAUAUAACCUGAGAAUAGGCUGAUCUAGAAAGUAGUACUUGUUUCGCCAGCCUUCUUACCAUUGUAAUUUCAACUGAACGAUGCCAAUGCAAUCUAAGUUCCAUAUAUAAAA
This is a messenger RNA of Populus trichocarpa (black cottonwood), 6080 nucleotides long. Its product is annotated as protein NETWORKED 1A. The record is from RefSeq and is a predicted model, not a curated record. Gene Ontology annotation, molecular function: actin filament binding. Gene Ontology annotation, cellular component: plasma membrane. Lineage: Eukaryota; Viridiplantae; Streptophyta; Magnoliopsida; Malpighiales; Salicaceae.